This is a messenger RNA of Schistosoma turkestanicum, 3471 nucleotides long. The record is from the annotation of a GenBank genome assembly. Lineage: Eukaryota; Metazoa; Platyhelminthes; Trematoda; Strigeidida; Schistosomatidae.
CCGCUGUUCGCUUGACAUACUGCGUUACAAUGUCUACAGGAUAAUUUUGAUUUAAUUGGCUUGAAAUUUUUAGGGAUUUAAUGGGUGCAAGAUAUUCUAAAAAACGUCAUAAGCCUCGUAUAAGCAAAUCCCAGAUCCCAUGGCUUCUACGUGGAGCUAUAAGAAGCAAUAAUGUUGGCACACUUCAAUAUCUCUUCAGUUAUCCGAAUGGUGUGGAUCCAAGUAUGGUCAUCGAUGGAGUGUGUCCACUCAAUUUGGCUGUCGAAUUAGGCUAUUUACAAAUGGUCAAAAUCCUUAUUAAAGCAGGUGCAGAUAUUUACGUGGCUGAUGCUCCUCGAUAUCCACUUCACCAAGCAAGUUUAUAUGGUCGUGCAGAUAUUGCUGAAUUGCUUAUACGAUCUGGUGCAUCUGUAUCAGCGCUUACUGAACGACGGCAAUCUUGUUUACACCUACUUGCACAUCAAACUGCUCAACGUUAUGUUGAUACAGCGAAAAUUCUACUAAAAUAUCAUGUGAAUCCAAAUACAUUAGAUGAUGAUGGUCUCGCUCCGUUACAUCGAGCAUCAGUUGAAAUUGUUGAAGUAUUAGUUGCACAUGAAACAACUGAUGUCAAUAUAUGCAGUCGUGAUUUAGAUACACCUUUAUUAACUGCUGUCAAAGAUCGUAGAGAAUUAAUUUUAAUUGCUCUCAUUCGAGCUGACCAACAAUUUCGUGAACAACAUCGAAAAAACAACACAACAACAACAGUGACAAUGACCAAUUCAAUCACAUUGGAAACUCAACCAAUUGAUGAACAAUGUCGUGUUGCACCGUCGGCUCUUCGAACACCAUCUUCAAAAUCAUCGAAUUCUGCAGCUUCUCGAUUUACACUCGCUUCAGCUACUAGCACAAUUUUUCGUGGUAUCAUAUCAAAUGAUUGUGCUGUACCACCGCGUGCUUCAUCUGCCGCUUCAGUUAAUCUACAUUCAAUAUUCACUGCAAAUCAUACAAAACCAUUUAUUGGUGAUCGGCAUAUUUUAUCAUCUCAAUUAAUACGAACAAAACCAAUUAAAAUAUCCGAUGAUCAUGAUACUGAAUUAGAAUAUGAUUCCAAUGGAAUUAAUUUACGUUCUUGUAUUUUAAGAUUAAGUGGAAAACAUCAUAGAUUUUUAAAUUCCGAAUCAAAUGGUUGUAAUAAUAGUGGUGAUACACAACGUAUUGUUAAAUCAAUUUACAGUGGUAGUUCUAAUUUGUCACAAGUUGUUAUUGUUCGUAAACCAGAAAAUUGUCAACGAUGUCAUAGUGUGGGUAAUCCAAGUGAUGUGGCUCGUUGGUGGCAAAGUUGUGAUCGAGUUCAACGUAUACUUGGAAAAACUACACUCAUCAAUCAUAAUAACAAUAAUAGUAACAAUAAUAAUAAUUAUUAUUCAGCAUCACAAACAACACAACUCCCACUCAAUCCUAAAAAUGGUCAACAGUCGAAUUCCGGUACACUACGACCACGUUUAGAUAUAGAUCGACCAGAUAAGAUUGGUAUGACACCGUUAAUGAUUGCAGCAGAAGCUGGUUCAAGUGGUUUGAAUAUGGCGAUAGCUUUAGUGAAUGCUGGUUCAAAUCUUUCAUUAACUGAUAAAGUCGGUAUGACUGCUUUACACCAUGCAUGUUAUGUUGGUUCAUUAAAUAUGGUACGUUAUCUUAUGGAACGUGUUCAUCCAAUAACAUCGUGUAAUAAUGUAACGACUACAACAACACCGACUACUACUGCUACUAUGGUGAUGACGACAACGGCUACCACUACAACUACAUCUAAUGCUCGUUUAUCAUGUCUUCUCUCUACAUCAAUUAUUUCAUCAUUAAAUACUCCUGGAUUAGUUGGUCCCACUAACAAUAGUAAUAGUAAUAUGAAUGUUCAAUUGUCAAUGGUAGGAGGGGCAACAGUACCGCCGCCACCUACAAGUCGUCUUUCAAAUCCAGAAUUAUUAAAUGUUCAAGAUAAAUAUGGUCGAACUUUAAUUUAUCUGGCAGCAUGUCGUGGACAUUGUGAAGUUGUCAAUUAUUUACUAUGUCAUUCAGCUGAUAUACAUAUUACUAAUAAAGAAAAUAAAUCUCCUUUAUAUAUUAGCGCUUAUUUUGGUUAUUUAGAAAUUACCAAUGCUUUAUUACGUCAUGGUGCACAGGUUGAUCAAAUGGAUUCACAUCGUAAAACACCACUUUAUGUAGCUACUUAUCAUGGACGAUUAGAAAUUGUCGAUCUUCUACUAACAGCCGGUGCUAAUGUGAAUGCAGCUGAUAAAAAUGGUAAAACUCCAUUAUAUGUUGCUGUAUUACAUGGACAUUUAACACUAGCUCGUAAAUUAUUAGAUGCUGGUGCAUCAGUGAAUUGUGUUGAUCGUGAAGGCCUCGGUCCAUUGCAUAUGGCAGUGAAAUUUCCUAAAUUAGAUAUACCAAUGGUGAAAUUAUUAUUAAAUUAUGGAUGUGAUCCAGUGAAUUUAGCAAGUUUUACACGUUGGUUAUUAGUACAUGGUAUUAUACCGGAAGAAUGUAUACAUGGUGAUGAUGAAUUAGCUCAAUGGUUACAUUGGGAAGAAUGUAAUGUACAUUCAUUGAAACAUAUAUGUCGUGUAGUGAUACAACGUUCACUUGGUUCAGUUGAUUCAUUACGUAUUAAAGCGAAUCGUUUACCAUUACCAGAGCAUUUAAUCAAUUAUGUAUCAAUGAAACAAUUAUAAAUAAGUUGAAUUAUAAUUUUACUAGGUUUUUUUUUCUCUCACAUUUCUCUUCUCUUCUCUUCUCAUUAUUCUUCUUCUUAAUUGCUUACUUUAUUUUUUAGAACUAAUCUCUGUUCAAUAUUGCAUUUAUUCAUUGAGUGAAAAAAGUAAAAUUCCUCUUUGUAGUUCCUUUUUUUGUUUUUGUUUUAUUUUUCUGUGUAACAUUUUAAAUAUUAGUUUAAAUUAUUUAAAUAAUCUUAGGUUAUUUAUAUUUCAUAAUGAUAAUAUUAUAGUUUUCAAGAUAAAAUUCUUUAAAAAGAGUAAACUGGAAAAAUUCGCUUGUCUGUGAUCCUAUGGAACUGUACUUUAUAUAUAUAUAUAUAUAGAUAGAUAUAUUUAUAAAAUUGUAUUUAUGAUGAUGUAAUAUCAACAAUGUGUUUUUUCAAGUGUACUUACUUACUUGUGUCUAUAGCAUUUACUUUGAAUUGGUCCAUUGUAUUUUUUUUAAAUUUUUCUUCAUGUAAGUCUGGUGGAGAGGAGGAGGUAUAUGUAACUUGUUGAUUUUUUGCUUCAGCCCCUCCCCCCGCCCCCAUUGUUCUUCUUUGAAUCACCCUAUUCUAAUACUCUUGUAUUCUUCUUCUAUUCUAUUCUGUUACUAAUUUCUAAUAAAUUAAAGAGAAAAUGUUGUUUCUAGUUGAAUUUUCUGUGUUGUAUUAGCUCAAUCUAUUUAAUAACACAAUGAAUUGUUGUAGUUAAUAAUGUUAGAAAAUACAAUAUUAACUAC